Messenger RNA from Salvia splendens (bonfire salvia), 732 nucleotides. Its product is annotated as secreted RxLR effector protein 161-like. The record is from RefSeq and is a predicted model, not a curated record. Lineage: Eukaryota; Viridiplantae; Streptophyta; Magnoliopsida; Lamiales; Lamiaceae. The coding region runs from base 1 to 732 and encodes 243 amino acids. The transcript has a single exon.
AUGGAUCCAGUGAAUCAGUUGAAGCAAGACACUGGAAAUCCCAUGAAAGAUCCAUCCAAAUUUAGAAGGCAGAUUGGGAGGUUGCUUUAUUUGUGCAUCACACGACCUGACAUAACAUUUGCAGUACAUAAACUCAGCCAAUAUGUUUCAAAGCCAUGUGAUGAGCAUUGGGAAACAAGUGAGAAGAUACUCAGAUAUCUAAAAGGAACUCCUGGCCAUGGUUUGUUCUAUUCCAGUGAUAAUAAACCUCCACUUAGAAUUUUUUCAGAUGCAGAUUGGGCCGCAUGCUUAGAUACAAGAAGGUCUAUGACAAGUUAUUGUUUGUUCUUUGGCUCUUCAUCGGUGUCUUGGAAGGCAAAGAAACAACACACCAUAUCUAGAUCGUCAACUGAGGCAGAAUAUAGGGUCAUGGCACAAGCGACAUGUGAGGUGGUCUGGGCUAAAGCUUUAUUGGGAGACUUUGGCAUUACAGUGGAGAAGGUUGCACCCUUGUUCUGUGAUAAUCAAGCAGCGGUUCACAUUAGCUCUAACCCAGUGUUUCAUGAGCGUACGAAGGAUAUUGAAAUUGACUGUCACACUGUGAGGGAAAGAUACUUAGAGGGAGUAAUCAAGCCCUUACAUAUAAGGAAUGAUUUGCAGCUAGCUGAUAUUUUUAUUAAACCUUUGGGAGUUUAUGCUUUUGAGGGCAUUUUGAGCAAGAUGAACUUGCAGAGUCUGUAUUGUCCAUCUUGA